CGCACGGUCGCCACGGUGUGAGGACGUGCGCUUGACGCUUCUCGGCGCGUGCACUUGCCGGAGGGACAGAAGGCGAGAGAUACCGGCGGUCCGUGUCGCCUUGCUCGUGCACCUCAUCACACCACGGUCUGUCCAUGCGAAUACCGAACGACUGCCAGUCAUGAUCUCCGCCGAGACGCGUUAUCUUCUACCUAGCACGCUCCUCCUGCUGUGCAACCUCGUGGUCGCGACGUACGCCCGGUCCUGGGACUUGGCCGUGGUGAUCGGUAACGAAAUCGACUUUUUCGCGCGUAACAGUACACCUAUGGGCCAUGCCAGCAUCGGAGAAGCAAUUGCUCUGACCGGAGUAACGUACGAUGAUACCACACGAACGAUGUAUUUGUCUGACGUAAAGAACAACGUGUCUAUAUUCAGCAACGACCUCACGGAGAGGAAUUUCACGUCAACGCCCCUGUUGAAAAAAGAGAAGGGAAUGCACGUCGACGGGAUCGUUUUCGACGCGCCAUCGCGCACUUUGCUCUGGGUUGACGCCUUGAAGGAGAUCAUCGGGAAGAUGCACGUGCCGCUGAACGGUGAACCGGGCGAUCCUGUCGUUUUGCACAAUCUCACCGGGAGCAAUCCACGUGGUAUCGCCCUCGACGUGUGUAACAGCCGCAUAUACUGGGUGAACAGCAACAUCUCGAAUCCCAGUAUCGAGUGUUCUAAUCUCGACGGAAGCAAUCGGAUGAUUGUCACCAGGGAGAAUCUGUACGAGCCCCUGGCGGUGGCGAUCGACCACGCGGAGCGGAAGCUGUACUGGAUCGACGAUGUCGAGGGGAUCCACUUCAGGAUCGAGCGUAGCAACUUGGACGGCAGCCAGCGGGAGUUGCUGGUUCAGAACAAGCGUCAGCAGCCGGUCCAUCUGGCGGUGGACAACGAGGCGAUAUACUGGUCCGAUUUGGUGCACAGCGCGGUCUGGACCAUGCCGAAAAACGCCAAGCCUGAGGAUUACCCGACCAAGUUCAAAUCGUACUACGACCCCAGGAGGGACGCCGAUCCGGCCGGCAUCGUUACGCGCGACAACGUCGGUCGGAUCGAUUGCGUGACGAUACCGUCGGCGACAGAGAAGAAAAUGAAAUUAGCGCUCGCUUCACGACCGGCGCCUGAAACGUUCAAUAAUUUAACUACUAGCACGGAGGAAUCGGAUUUGACCACCGAGAGCUCCAAGUACUGCCUAAACGACGGCCAACUGAACAAAACAAGCGACACAUGUCGAUGCAAACCAGGGUUCACUGGACCCUUUUGCGAAAUUUCUCUAUGUCAUAAUUACUGCCUACGUGGUAAAUGUACUGUAGACCAUCGCGGACUUCCCGAAUGCAAAUGCACGGGCACGUUUAGCGGCGCCCGCUGCGAGACGGAUGUUUGCAAUGGUUACUGCCUUUACGACGGCGAGUGUUCCGUCCAAGAUGGAAGGCCAUUCUGUAACUGUAAAUAUUCCAAAGGGGCCCGAUGCGAGGAGCCGAACGACGUCGCGGAGAUCUGCGCGAUCUAUUGCGCGAGCGAUCGCGUCGAAUUACCCAGCAUCAGCGUAACAUCGUGCAGGUGUACGGACUCUAAUCAAACGGCCGAAAGAAUUACGCUUACCAACAGUUUCCAGAAUGAUAUGCUGCUACCGAUAUUCGUAGCCCUCACCGCUCUGUUUCUUCUAAUGAUCAUCGUACUUAGUUACUACGUGAACAAAUUACGGAGGCGACCGCGAAUCAAGAGGCACUACGUGGUCAGUAAGGGUGUCACGCCGCUCACAUCCCGACCGCAGAUACCGAGCAAUCAGUGCGAAAUUACCAUAGAGAAUUGCUGCAACAUGAAUAUCUGCGAAACUCCGUGUUUCGAACCGAAAUUACGAAAUGGUGUGCCGAGGAGCAAUAGUAUGAAAAAGGAAGAGAAGAACUCCUUGUUGGAUAAUAUGGAAGGUAAUUCGUGCUAGCACAUGCUACUCUCGUCUCGUCGCAUGAAAUGGCGAAAGCUCUGCGCGAUCUUUGCACCGUGUUGGAGAUCGUAUUCACGGGACUGUUCCGCGUCUGUAUAUAAUACGGCGACGAACUUUAGUAUUGUUGUUAAGUUUGAAAACAUCCGUGUUGAUGGGAUACGCACGAGCGCGCUAUAUCGACAACGAUUUCGCUCCAUCUUGGAAAAGGAAGCCAAAGGUCUUUUUAGAAAGUCCUAUUUCUUAGUACGUCAUACACGUUAGGGCUGUGUUUUAGAACCAUUUUCUUUUUCACUAAGUAGGUCAUUAAAUUUAUCAUUUGACGAUGGUCGACAUUUGUUCUUUAGCAAUUAUAAGCAUGGACAUUACGUACUUUUUUUAAAUCUACGAACGCAAUCCCUCUCGCGCGCGCAAAUAGCUCUAAAAUUUUUAUAACAAAGACAUG
Wasmannia auropunctata (little fire ant) is the source of this 2408-nucleotide messenger RNA. RefSeq names its product protein cueball (gene cue). The coding region runs from base 161 to 1963 and encodes 600 amino acids. The record is from RefSeq and is a predicted model, not a curated record. The transcript has 7 exons. NCBI's taxonomy places the organism in Eukaryota, Metazoa, Arthropoda, Insecta, Hymenoptera, Formicidae.